AUGUCGCAGGAGGCACGAAUUUCGCAGCCAAAGGCCCAGCAGGAGGAGUUUGUCGAGACUAUCGAACCCUCACAACAAUCUGCAGCCCAGGCAGGUCACUCGACUAUCCUCACCCCCGAGAACAACGCGAAAGUCCUUCGAAAGAUUGACUUGCGUCUGCUUCCCAUUCUCCUAGGAAUCUACUUCCUCCAGCAACUCGACAAGUCAACCAUCUCCUAUGCCUCAAUUUUUGGCAUUGUUGAGAAAGCAAACCUCCAUGGCCAUCAGUACUCCUGGUUAGGAGCCUCGAUUUAUCUGGCUCAGCUGGUGUUCCAGCCCCUGGUCGCCUACAUUUUGGUCAAGGUGCCCCUGGGCAAGUUCCUGGCUGCGUCGUGUCUUCUUUGGGGUAUUGCUUUGUCUUGCAUGACAGCAGCAACCAACUUUGGAGAGCUUCUUGCUUGCCGAAUCUUCUUGGGUAUCUUUGAGGCUGGAAUUGCCCCGGCUUUCAUUGCAGUUACUCAAAUGUGGUACCGGCGUCGUGAACAGCCAGUGAGAUUGAGUUCCUGGUACGCAAUGAAUGGAGUCGUGAACAUGUUCGGAAGUUUGAUUGCAUAUGGACUGGGACACAUCCGCUCUUCUAUCUUUGCACCCUACCAGAUCAUUUUCCUUUUCUUUGGUCUGGUUACCGUUGCGUUCGCUGCCGUCAUCCUUGUCUUCAUGCCUGACUCCCCCGUCUCGGCCAAAUUCCUCAACGAAGAAGACAAACUACUUGCGAUUGAAAGACAGCGGAUGAAUCAACAGGGUGUGGAGAGCCAGGAAUGGAAAUGGGACCAUGUCAAGGAAGCAUUCCUCGACCCCAAGUCAUGGUUCUGGUUUGCGUUGAUGUUCUCAAUCUCUGUCCCAAGUGGCGGUAUCACCACCUUCGGUCCAUUAAUCAUCAAGUCCUUCGGUCUCAGCCAAUAUGACACCAUGUUGUUCAACAUUCCAUUUGGAGCUGUUCAGCUUGUCGCAACUAUGGGAAGUGCAUGGCUGGCGACUUUUUGGAAGAUGAAAGGCCCUGUGGUGGCAUUGCUAUGCCUUCCUCCUAUCGCCGGAUGUGUCAUGCUCUUGCAGAUUACGCACGACGCUGCCCACAAGGGACCUUUGCUUGCGGGAUACUAUAUUAUUUCUGUAUACCCAGCUAUCACUCCAUUGAUCUACUCAUGGUCCGCAGCAAACACUGCUGGAGAGACUAAGAAGAAGGUUACCACCGGUAUCCUUUACGUUGGACAGUGCGCUGGUAAUGUUCUCGGUCCCAACCUUUAUACCACUAAUGAGGCACCACUUUACCGUCGUGGACUUCUAUCCAACCUGGCACUAUUCUGUGUGUUGAUACUGCUAACCGGGGCAAACAUGGCAUACCUUCAAUUCCUGAACAAGAAGCAUGAACAGAGACGUGUGGCUGUUGGAAAAAGUGCCAAGCUCGUCGAUCAGUCAAUGCAAGCUGUCCAAGUCGCUUCGGACGACAAAGAAGAUCUGCCUGUCCAACAAAUGGUGGACAAUAGCUGGAAAGACCUGACUGACUGGCAGAACGAGGAUUUCGUCUAUGUAUUCUAA
Messenger RNA from Penicillium canescens, 1575 nucleotides. RefSeq lists its product as uncharacterized. Gene Ontology annotation, biological process: transmembrane transport. Gene Ontology annotation, molecular function: transmembrane transporter activity. The record is from RefSeq and is a predicted model, not a curated record. The transcript has 13 exons. Gene Ontology annotation, cellular component: membrane. The coding region runs from base 1 to 1575 and encodes 524 amino acids. NCBI's taxonomy places the organism in Eukaryota, Fungi, Ascomycota, Eurotiomycetes, Eurotiales, Aspergillaceae.